CAUGAGCUUGUUGGCUUUGUUUGUUUAGAGCGAGACCAAAAUGAACUCCACUCUGAACCGGCGGCUCGCUCAAACGAGUACAGGUGUCGCCCUGCUGCCAUGCCCCCGUCUUCAUAGACUACAAACAGUGUCUCACUCGCCAAUUCAGGCAGCGGCGCCAUGCCCUGCUCGCGCGGCGGAGCAGCUCCCGUCGCUGACUUCGUCUCGAGCAGUCGCGGCUGCGGCAGGACGGCAAGCGGAAGCCGCCUCAGCAACAAAUGACCGGAAACGGACACGCCUUGCUGCGGAUAAGUCGCCGGAGCUCAUCGACCCGCAGCUGCUGGCGCCAAUCCCCAUGCCCACCGAGUACCAGCAGACCCUGUGGGCCUCCUUCACCAUAGCCGGUGUGGGCCUGCACUCCGGCGAGUACGCCGUGGUGCGUGUGCGGCCGGCGUUCGCGGGCGAGGGGCGCUACUUCGUGCGUGUGCCGGAGGGCACCAACGCGGCGCGCGGCGAGGAGUCGCUGGUCCGCAUGCUGGAGGCGGGCGCGGGCAAGCAGCCCGAGGAGGAGGAGGCCAUGGACGACACGGCCACGCGUGAGUACAAGCGCGAGCUCAUUGCCGCGUACCAGGAGUACGUGGACGCGCAGGAGGACGACGGCUUCAACGGCACCUUCGCCGACUACAUGAACGGCAAGUCCUACGUGGCGCUGCUGCAGCGCCUGCGCGAGGAGGGCCCGCCGCGCUUCUCCUUCAGCGAGGCCGAGGCGCCGCAGCCGCGCGGCGAGGACGAGCCGUACGUGGAGGCGGCGUUGGCGAACAUCACGGAGCCAAACCCCUUCACCACGGCCCUCGCUAAGGGCGAUGUGGAGGUGUUGGGCGUUGAGGCGCUGCUGUCGGCCCUGGAGGCGUGCGGCGUGGACAACGCCAGGAUCGAGAUCGAGGGCGGUGCCGAGGUGCCCGUCAUCGACGGCUCCGCGGGUGGCUGGGCCAGCCAGAUCCAGACGUCCGGCCUCACACACGCACUGCCGCGCGACGACCUGCCCGUGCCCGGCGGCGAGUUCCCGGCGCCCGCGGACGGCGAGGAGGCGGCGGCAGGGGACGCGGAGGCGCGCAAGCAGCGCGUGUGCAAGAUGGUGCUGCGGCCACAGGAGGUGGUGUCAGUGCAGCGCGGCGCCUCCUUCGUGACGCUGUACCCGGAGGACACCUUCCGCCUCACCGUGGGCCUGGACCGGCACCUGGAGGCGCCCGUCAUCGGCAAGCAGUGGUUCAGCUGGUGCAUGUUCGAGGACCUGCACUACAUGCACUCGCUGGCCGACGCUCGGUCGUGGGUGAGCUCGCCGCAGCAGGCCAUGGCCAUGCGCGACGCGGGCUGGCUGCUUGGCGGAACCGAGGGGGCCAUGCUCAUUGGCAAUGGCGACUCCUGGUACGACCACACCAUUGUCCGCCAUCCGCGGGACGAGCCGGCCCGCCACCAGAUGCAGGACCUCAUCGGCGAUCUGUCGCUGCUGGCCCGCCACGGCCACUCGGGCCUGCCGCUGGGCCACGUGGUGGCCUACGACGCCGACCACGAGCUGUUCGCGGCGUUCGUGGAGCGGCUGCAGGAGCUGACGACGGAGGAAGACUGGGUGCCCAUCCAGGACAUUGCGGGCCCCUCUGUGGCCACGGACUAUGAGGAGCUGCUGGGCAGCCUCCUGGAGGGCGACGAGGGCGAGGACGACGAGGGCGAGGGCGGAGAGGGCGCGCAGCUGGCGGACCAGGGCGCUGAGGAGGACGAGGAUGAGGUAUACGACGAGUAUGAAGAGGACGAGGGCGAGGGCGAGGAGUAUGACGAGUACGAGGAGGAGGGCGAGGAAGCGCCCGGCCCCGAGGCGGGCAGGGCCCGCCGGUGAACAGCGAGCAGCGGGACAGGUUUUGGGGGGUGGGGGAGUUGAAGGUGUUUGGCCAGCAUGUCGGUAAGGAGUAGGGUAAGACGGGCAGGAGAAUGUCGGGGGCAGCAGCGGGCCCAAAGGACCGGCGGCAAUGGAGAGGGGUUAGCGGGCACGUGUGCAUGCGUUGGGUACUUGUGCCCUGACUUAAGCCUGACGGGGUGCACGGCAGCUCGGGCAUUCAGGGAAUCAGGAACGCAUUGUGUUGGACAAAGGAGUCCAGGGCUGGAAUCUUAGCUGUGGAUAGGGAACGAUGGUUGUAAUCACGGAUGCACCCACACGGGGGGAGCACCGUGAAUGGCGAGUGUGGAUGCAAUGCGUGCAUGUGUGUGGUCGGACGAGUGGUUGGACAAGGGGGCAAAGAGGCAUGUGUAACACCUGUGGAGCCUGUGUAUGGCAUAGCCUGACAAAGUUCACUGGGCUAUACUCGGCACACCGGCGAAAGGAUGGAAUGGCCGCAUGGGUGCUCCAAAUUGCCAG
Messenger RNA from Chlamydomonas reinhardtii, 2386 nucleotides. RefSeq lists its product as uncharacterized. Bases 41 to 1870 code for a protein of 609 amino acids. Gene Ontology annotation, biological process: lipid A biosynthetic process. The transcript has 14 exons. Lineage: Eukaryota; Viridiplantae; Chlorophyta; Chlorophyceae; Chlamydomonadales; Chlamydomonadaceae. The record is from RefSeq and is a predicted model, not a curated record.